This is a messenger RNA of Rhinolophus ferrumequinum (greater horseshoe bat), 572 nucleotides long. RefSeq names its product testis expressed 49 (gene SPMIP11). The transcript has 4 exons. NCBI's taxonomy places the organism in Eukaryota, Metazoa, Chordata, Mammalia, Chiroptera, Rhinolophidae. Bases 42 to 437 code for a protein of 131 amino acids. The record is from RefSeq and is a predicted model, not a curated record.
CCAGCCUGGACAUUCCAGGAGAGGACAGAAAAGGAGCUGAGAUGGCCUUCUUCAACCUGUAUCUAUUGGGAUAUCAAAAUUCCUUUCGACACAAGAAAAGAGACACAACUGAAGAAGCAAACCAGAAGGAACUGGUGCCCACUAGGCUUCCCCCGAUUACCUUAGAAGAUGGGAAUUAUUCCGUGCACCAGAAUAGCCAUCAAAGGUACCAUGAAGCUGUACGGAAGGUGUUGUUAAAGACAUUCCCCAAUCAGGUCUUCAGAGUCCCCUUGACUGAAGCUCAGAACGUCAGCUUCUGGAGGUCCCACGAUCCAGGAGUGCGCCCAGAGGAAACCAUGCCAUGGAUCCGCAGCCCUCGCCACUGCCUCAUUAAAAGCCCGAUGACCAGGUUUAUGGAUCACUCUAUUCUCAAUGAUAGAAACUUCAGUCUGUAUUGAACAGGAUGUUUGCAGAAUGACAAGAGGGGCUGUGGAAGGAGGGCAAAGGAGGGGAAGAGGAAGGAGGCAUCCUGGUUCUGACGGCUGACCAAUGGGAGGAGGGCAUCAAGAAAGCAAAGUAAACAGAUUGGACUA